CAGCCACUCACACACACGCGCAUACAAUCACGCACACGGUCAGCGCUCACACUCCUCACACUCUCAGGAACUAGUUGUUGGAGCGGAGCGCAGCGGCACCUCGUCACUCACAGAGCCGAGCACCAGCUGGGGACGUUUCCACCUGUGCGCCGCCGCCGGGACGAAUUCACAAGGAUUUAAAAAAAAAAAAAGAUUUGUAUUUUUAUCCCACUUUCAUUUCGGCGGUUCGAGUCCGUCUUUAGUGCGCAGUGUUGGGACACUUGUCAGUAGUCGGACCCCUGCUCUGCUCCGUCCUGCAGCCAAGACAAGUUGUGUGUUUUCACGCAUCUGAAGCGGCGGUUUCGACCCGAACACUCGCACCGGAGAGACGAGCCCGGCUCCACACAGAGGACCGGAGUCAACCAUGGCGAGACAUGACGCCCGAAAUUGGCACGACAGCACCAGCGUGAUGGGACUGCUCUUCCUGGUCGCGUCGAUACUCGCAGGACACGGAGCGGCAGGUCAGCGAGUGAAGGUGGAGGCGGAGGUGUUGUCGUAUCCUGGCCAGACGGUGAACUUACGCUGUGCCUUCACUGAUGCCACAGGGAUUCAGCUCACAAUGGUUACUUGGAUCUACGAGCCGAAGGAGGGCGAGAGGAUCAACAUCGCCGUGUUUCACCCCAGCUUUUCUCCCAACUACCCCGACUCGCCUAUGAAGGGCAGGGUCAGCUUCUCACCCAGCACCCCGAAGCUGGCCAGCCCUUCCAUCCAGAUCACUGAAGUGAGGAUGACGGAUGAGGGGAGGUACAUCUGCGAAUAUGCCACCUACCCAAUUGGCAACGAGCAGGGCAUCACCUAUCUGGUCAUGCUGGCUAAGCCUCAGAACUCGGCCUCCAUCGUAACAGUGGAAGCGGGCACUAAGCCGGUGGUGGUGGCGCGCUGCGAGUCCGUAGAUGGCCGACCCGCUGCCCAGAUCUCCUGGGUGACCACGGCCAACGGGAAUGGGACGUCGGUGUCGAAAUUGGGCAAGGACAACACGGUGACGAUGACCAGCGAGUAUAUCAUGGUUCCCACAGCGGCAGACAAUGGGAAGGACAUCAGUUGUGUCGUGGUCCACCGGACACAGGUUAAACCAGAGAGCUUCCCCUUGAAGCUCGCAGUCCAAUACGCCCCUCAGGUGACAAUCGAGGGUUAUGACAAUAAUUGGUACGUGGGUCGUACAAAUGUGGUGCUCACCUGCCAAGCUACCGGAAACCCCAUUCCGAUCUCUGUCCUGUGGAAGACAAUGUCAGGAGUGAUGCCAGACACGGUGCAGACCAAUGGCAAGGAGCUGAAGGUGCUCAAGGUGGACGAGGCUGUCAACACCACUUUUGUCUGCGAGGUCAGGAACCGCAUUGGGACCAGCAGGGAUCAGGUCACAGCCAUCGUCAGAGAGCCCACAGUGAACCCAUCCAAUGCUGGCGUGGUGGCGGGAGCUGUGAUUGGCUCCCUGCUGGCCCUCCUUUUGGUCGCCGCUCUCAUUGCCGUGCUCGUCACCCGUAGCCGCAGGCAACAGCAGGGCUACCGUGCCAAUGGCGGCAGUGACAUGAAGACGCGCAUAUUUGGCGGAGGCAAGAAGGCCAGCAAGAAUGGCACGAGCGGAGGUGCGGGAACCGGCGGCGUGGGGGGCGGGAACAACAACGGGCCCAUCUAUGUUUACAACGAGAGCUCGUCCCACCAGGCCCUCGGAGAGAAAAACAACCACCACCAGCCUCUCACCAUGGGAAGUCGGCCUGAAGUCGCCGCCACGACACCCACCGCCCAAGACAUCCUGUUGAGCAAUGAAUUAGAUGACGCAGAGAGGAGGAAGUUUGAUGAGCUGGAGGACGAGGAGAGGUAUGACAACUUCACUGGAGGUGCCCCCAUCCUUCAGCUCCGCCCACACAACGACCAGGAAGAUAUGAUCGGAGAUUACAUGGAUGACGACAUGGAGUCCCAGCGGGAUGGCUCCGUCAUCUCACGGACUGCAGUUUACGUAUAGAGGAGGAGGAGGAGGAGGAGGAGACGGAAAGAGGAGAAAAAAGAGUGAUGGAGGAUCCCUCCCGAAGAUUUUGUGGUUUCCUGUCUGAAAGAAACGAGAAGAUGAUUCCACUUUUAUUUUUGAAAAUUGAUUUUAAAUAUAUCUUGUUAUUAAUCACAGCGCAGCCCCAGAGUGUUGCUGAUGUCUGGUCCCUGAGAGGUGAAAAUCAAACAGAAAAGAAACAACCUGUCUCCCACCACUUCUGCUCAUCGCUCUCAUUGGGACACUGACAAGAACCCUCGACAGACUAAAGGAGUGAAACUAUGUAGUGUAGGAGGAAAAUAAUGGAAUCAUGAUAUAAGCUUUGCUAUAGAGGAGGCAUCGCACAUGCAUAUUCACUCUUAUCUUCACCAAAACCUUAGAAGGGGUUGUCAAGCACUUCAGUUUUGCCUCCUGUGGGAAACCUUUUGUUUUGGUAAUGCGUUGUGCUCUGACAGCUGGUUGGUAGUUAGUAGCUAGUGAUGGGUUUGUGGGAAAAACAUCUAAAGGUUUAGACAGUAACCAUCAAGUGAUUUUAGAGAAGAGAACAAUGUGUUUUCUCACGUCUGGCGAGUUCUCCUUUCCACUCUCUCCACCUUCCUCUCAAACUUAAAAAAAUAAAAACAACGGCAGCAAUCCAUCACAGUAGACACUUGAAUUCACACAAUUUUAAAAAAACAAUAUUUGACCCUUAUCUGCUGCACAAAUGCAGUGGCAGCUGAUUUUAACAAAGUAAGUUUGCAGAGUUGGAACCAUGUUCUAAACAAGGUAUUCAAAUGCAAACUUUUGUGCCGUGCCUGGAGGUAAAAGAUGGAAAACAAGAGAUGAGGGAGUGAGAUGUAGCCAAUGUGACAGGGUCAAGGGAUGGAGAGAGGGAUGCAGGAGGACUGGAGAGGAGCACGUCUCUUCUUUUUCUCUUCCUCCUCGUCCCUGUCUCUUCGGAGCGCUCCUGACAGGAGGGGCUUGAUUGGUAAUGAGCCGUGAAGUCGCUCGCUUAGCCGGGACCAACAGAUUGCCACCACUUAUCGUUUAUGACGUGGCGAUUGCACCCUCCUCCCACCUCAAUCUCUCUAUCAUCCCUCCAUCACUCCCUCUCUUCACCCCUCUCUCCCAGUGUUUAUGGGGAGUUUAUGAUUUAUCCGGGGCAGUGUCGAGGUCAGGGCCACGGAGACCAGGGAAGUAUUUUACUGCUCCUGAUGUGUCAAACGGCCCACUUACUCUAUUCCCGCCCAGCCUGCCCUGACAUGCCAGGACUGACUAAUCCACCUGGAGUGGCCAUGUUCACUCCACCGCACAGACUCUUACCACCUCCUCCUAUACGAGGAGUCGUUAUAACCCCACCCCACCUCCAACGUGUGGCCGCGUCAGCUUCGAUAGAUUUUCAAUGAGGUCGUGUAAUAUUUCUUUCCGUUAGCGGAUGUUGUUAAAUGUAGUGAAUUGAUCGGGAAACAUAAAAGGUUGCGUCCACACUAAAGCUAUGGGAGUCAUAUUGACUCACAGGCAACAAGCAGGGAACAAGUCUUUUACGAUGCAGCUUCGGGGCUGAUUGUUCCCUGACUGUUAAUUUAUCCUUGUAACGAGCCACCUGAGGCCGACUCAAAGAAACAUUGUGCUGCGGCUGCUGUGCACCGCCGUCUUUGAGGCUCAGUGUGUACACGUGCGUGCGUCACUGUAUCUGCCACUGGAUGACUGUGAUGGACAAUCUUGGAGAGAGGCUCCACUGCAGCUCCUCUAAUCACGCUUUCCCUGGACCUCUAAUCAACUCCCCUUUGACCCACUGGGAAUUAGGGGGGGAGCAUGGUCGAGAUGACUGUACUGACCUCUGCGGUGGCCCAGCAAAGAUCUGGGUUGCCGUGCGCUGCAGGUCAUGAGGUCAAACGCAGGGUGACCCAUUGCCAAGGGCAAGGAUGACUGCACUUGCCCGCAUUUCUUAUCACGGCUGUUUCUACCCUUGAACUAUAGACGUGAAUAGAGUUGGACAGUCCUCGCUUGCCAUUGUGAUGGCUGUUAACCUUUAGAGAGGUGGAGAGAGACUAGGAGGCAGACGACAAAAAUAGAGACAGCGUUUAGUGGUUGAGCACCGUCUGGCAUAUUGUAAGCCGGUGUGUUCAACAGGAUUAUUGUCUAAUGGCCUUAGUUUCUACAUAAAUGCAGCUCCUGUCAAACUGGGGUACAGUACAUUUACUGAACACAGGUGAUCUGUCGCAACCACUCAAAAUAAAAAUGCAUUACUUAUUUUUGCACUUGUGUGUGUCACCACUGCAAAGAGUGUAAUGAGGGUAAUACUUGGGGGGGGGUAAGAAAAAGAAAAAAUCGUGACAAGGGACAAAACUGCUGUAUGUACAUUUUGGUGUCAGGUAUCUGUGUACUAUAUAUGUAAGCAUUUUUAUUUUUCUCGUGAAAAUGUGGAUAUUUAUGAAAAAUGUAAAUAUCAGAUCAAUGGAGCCGGUGUUGCCAGUGCUGUGGAAGUGGUGAUGAAGAACCCGUAAGGCCACAUGUCUCAGAGGGCAUUCAGAAUGUAACUUUUAAUGAGUACCUCAGCAGUUUGGUUGUUUUUAACACACUGAACUGACUGAGCUUAGUUUACCUGAAGCCUAAAAUAAUAUAUGCUUGUAUAUUUUAUAUGUGCAAGAUAGCAUUGCCUGCAUUUCCACACAAGCACAGUUAUUUAUUUUUUUUUGCACAAUUGGCUUCUCCCUCUCCUUGACAGAUGCCCUGCACAAUACAGAAAUACACACAGUACUCAAAACUUUAACCACACUAGAGAUGGUCUGUUUGUUGGCUCUGUGUGUGUGUGUGUAGUUGUCAGUGUGUGUUUUCCUGAUGCUCUGGGGCUUAGGGACAUCUCUAUCUCUGACGUUGGGGCUGUAACCUGAAUAGCCACCCUUUUGUCACCACGGAAACCUGGCAAACCGGGGUAUUAUUGUGCAUUUGGAAGACUCACAUGCACACACACACACACACUGUGCAUAUACAUAUGUACUGUACGUACACAUCUGCAGAAUGCAGAGAAACAUUCGCCCACACACAAAAAAAAACCUCAGUCACUCUCAUUAUGCUCACUCCCACAGCCAAACUGUGCAGAAGACACCUCAUACCUGACAACUCUGCCAUCUCCUGACACAAGCCCACACAAAUACGCAUGCAUAGCUGCACACAAACACACAGAGUCACACACAAACUUUUUUCCCUUCUUGCCCAGUGGCUCCGUCAGGACAUAUACUGUGUCCUGUUAGAGUGGAAAGAAUUGCAGCACGAUGCGUUCCCCGCUCCGCUGCUCUCCAUUCCCGCAAAUAGUCCAACCCCGUUUUCAAAACAUUGACCAAGUAGAACAAAGGCUGCCACAUACAUUCAGGGAUGCACACCUCUCACCUCCUGUCAGAGCAACAGACUUUUUAGGAAACAGUUUCUCAUGUGUCCGUCCCACUUUUGUUCUACACAUGAGAUAUAAGCCUCUAUAAAAAAUUUUAAAAAAGCCACUGCGCUGACCUCCUCCUCCUGCAGGAUUCAUUUUAGAUUUCCUCAACUUCUUACUCGGCUCCAAACGUCUGUUUUCAAUUUUUCUCACUGCCACCUGCGGCACCGCGACCACCUCCACACAAAUGCACACACACUCUUGCCACUGACCUCUGCACCCAAGUAAAAGUUAUCAGACAAAAUGCUUUUAGAGAAAUCCACGAUACUGGUCUUGGCUCUAGCACAAGGUUAAAUUGUGAAACUGUCCAAUAUUUUCUGUUUUUUUUAACCAGAAAGCCACAUACUGUUGCUUUUUCUUCGGCUCCACACAUCUGAUGACUAAUCAAAGCCUUAACGUUUCCCAUCUCACUCGUCAAAGAAAACAAAAAGAGAAAACCUUCCUGUGUACAUAGUAUAAAUAUAUAAAUAUGUAGCAGAGGAAAAUUACUAAUUUAUGGUGUCACGUUUGUGUAUUUCUCAGUGACGGCAAGCAUGAAGAAUUUAUUUUCUCCUAUUACAGUUUCUCCUCUUUUCUGUUAUUUUGCAGUGCUUUAUAAUUUAUGUUUUCUGAGUGCUUUAUUCAUGACUGCUGCGCUGUGAUUGCUGCCAAAACUGGCAAAUGUGCUUCUUCUAUACAAAUGAACUGUACACACGUCGAAAAAAGUCUUACCCCAAAAUGUGCUUUUUAUUAUUGACUGCUCUGUGUAAAAGGUGUUUUUCUCUUUUGUAUCUUUUUUUAAUUUUAAAUUUGUUUUUUGUUCUUUUAAAAAAGACCGAAUUACAGUUGUCACUAUUUUGUGUCAAGUCUUUCUAUAUUUUUUCGUAUUUGGUUGCUAUUAAAGACUUCUUGAGUUUUCAAAUGUC
This is a messenger RNA of Hippoglossus stenolepis (Pacific halibut), 6337 nucleotides long. RefSeq names its product nectin-2. NCBI's taxonomy places the organism in Eukaryota, Metazoa, Chordata, Actinopteri, Pleuronectiformes, Pleuronectidae. The record is from RefSeq and is a predicted model, not a curated record. Bases 404 to 1999 code for a protein of 531 amino acids. The transcript is spliced from 7 exons.